AUGACCCCGUCGCUCCCAAGUCCGGACCGCGCCCGCGUGGCGGAGCUCGCGCUCCUGGCCGCGCUUGUGCGCGCCACCGCGCCGGCCUGCGCCCUCCUGGCCUCGCUUCUGCCUCGCCGCGCCAGGCCGCGCUCGCACCGCCCGGCUGCGUCCAUUCCCUCCUCCGCCGUGCCGUACGCUGCUGCUGCUCCGCGGCCGUGCGCCGUGUGCCGCGGCAGCCCUCUCCGCUACCCGCUUGCACUUGCUCCUUACGCCGGCCGCCUUCGCCCCUGCCGCACCACCCGCAUCCGCCCCUGGCCGCUCGCCGCUACUGCGCGCGCGCAUCCGCGCUUGGGCGCGCCCCGGCUUGCCGCCGCGCGCCCACGCCCCACCGCACGCCCUUGCUCCCCUCUGCGCCGCCUUCGGUCACCGCCGCACCUCCCCCGCGGCUCCAGCCGCGCCGUGGCCGCCGGCGCGCGCCCUCCUGGGCGCCCGGAUCUCGGCUUCUCAGGGUACCCUUUUACCUGGGACAACAAGAGAGAGGGCAUGGAGAACAUUCAGGUACGGCUGGACCGGGCGACGUGUAACGGGGAUUUUGCUCAGCUUUUCCCGGCCACUGAAGUGAUCCAUGUCAUGACGGAGGAAUCAGACCCCCAGGCGCAAGUUAUAAAAGCAUUGAAAAUGAUCGGGGACAAAGGCGAGCACGGGCAGCGUCCUUUCAUGUACGAGGCAGUGUGGGUGCGGCAUGAGCAGUACGAGACAAUGGUGGCCGCUGCAUGGGAGGAGGCACAUGCAGCCAACCAGGGAGGAGGCCGGCUAGCGACGACAUGCAAUAGCCUGCGGGCCGCCACGAGAUCCAUGCAGGAAUGGAGCCGAAGGGUUUUUGGCUCUAUCAGGAAGCAAAUUGGGCAUCUCAAAGCGCAACUGAUUGAUGCAAAAGAGAGGGCUGCCAGGACGGGUUACAGAACAGAGAUCAAGGAGAUCGAAGACCAGCUACAUGAGUUGUAUGAAAGAGAGGAGGGCUCGAGGGAUGGAGAAAAUGUGCUGCAACACAUUGAGGAAUCCGUGACAGAGGAGAUGGAUGCAAAACUUGAUGCUCCGUUCACUGAUGCGGAGAUAGAGCUCGCUCUCUUCCAGAUGGGGCCUGCGAAGGCGCCGGGCCCGGACGGCCUCCCGGCCAUGUUCUACCAACGCCCCUGGGCGCUGGUUAAGGACGAUGUAUGUGCUGCGGUCCGUGAAUUCCUCACCGGAUAUGCGGCCCCCGAUGGCUUCAAUGACACGAUAAUUGCACUGGCCAAUCGCUUGAAGGUUGUUCUUCCUUUCAUGAUCUCUGAGGAGCAAAGUGCGUUUGUGCCAGGUAGACUGAUUACGGAUAAUGUGCUAGUUGCCUAUGAGUGUGUCCAUGCUAUAAGGAAGAGGAAAAGGAGAAAACCUAUCUGUGCAGUCAAGCUGGACAUGAUGAAGGCAUAUGACAGAGUUGAGUGGGACUUUCUUGAACAGAUGUUGCUGAAAUUUGGCUUCUCUGGUCACUGGACAGAGAUGGUCAUGAGAUGCGUGAAGUCUGCAAAAUUCUCGGUGAAACUUAACGGCGGGCUCUCUGAGAGUUUUGAUCCUACCAGAGGGCUUCGUCAAGGGGAUCCGCUUUCCCCAUACCUAUUCUUGUUUUGUGUGGAGGGCUUCUCUGCAUUACUAAAGGAGGCUAAGAGAGAGGGAAACAUCAAGGGGGUGUCGUUUGGAGGUGGUGGCCCAACGAAAGUAAAUCUUCAUAAGUCGGCGAUAUUCUUUGGUAAAGACACCCCGGAUGAAGACAAGAACGAGCUCAAGCAAGUGCUGGAUAUAACGGAGGAGGCCCUGAGUGAACGAUAUUUAGGCCUCCCUACGGUAGUGGGGAGAGCUAAGGAUGGUACAUUUAAGUACGUCAAGGAUAGUGCUAAGGGCAAAGUAUUGGGAUGGAAGGGUCAAGGUUUAUCAAAAAUGGCGAGGGAGGUCUUAGUCAAAUCCGGACUGCAGUCCACACCAACUUUUACCAUGAGCUGUUUUCAACUCACGAAGAAAAUGUGCGGGAACCUGUCAUCAAUUGCUUCAAACUUCUGGUGGGGUGAAACAGAUGGUCAUAAGAAAGUGCACUGGAUUGGGUGGGACAAAAUGUGCACGCGAAAGCAUGAAGGAGGGCUGGGAUUUAGGGACCCGGAAGCUUUCAACCAAGCCAUGCUUGCCAAAGCAGCUUGGCGCUUGCUGCAAGUGCCAAACUCGCUGUGUGGACGUGUUCUAAGGGCGCGGUAUUUUUCCCAUGGGUCGAUUCUUAAUGCAACGUGCCCUGCCGGCGGGUCAUACACAUUCAGAAGCAUAUUGCAUGGCCGUGAUCUCCUCGCGGACGGCCUGAUAUGGCGUAUUGGAGACGGGUCACGAAUACUGAUCCACCAUGAUAAUUGGCUCCCAAGGAACGGUAGCCACAUGCCACUGGGCCAGUGCUACAUCGCAGGCAUUACUCAUGUUGGGGACCUGCUGGAAGCCGAUGGUUCCUCAUGGGACAAACAAAAAGUACAGGAAAUGUUCGCCCCGGAUGAGGCUCAAGAGAUUCUUCAAAUACCAGUUGGGGGACCGAGUGUGCAAGACUACCAAGCUUGGAACUACACCAAGAAUGGUGUCUUCACGGUCCGCUCAGCAUACCAUCUACGCAUGAGCCAGAAGAGGGUAAGAUCCGGACGGCCGAAGUCUUCAUCCUUAGUGGCGGACCACAAGUCUUGGCUGAGUCUUUGGGAUACGAUAGCGCCGGGCAAAGUUAAAAUCCACAUGUGGCGGUUGAUUAGGAACGGCCUUGCUGUGGGAGCGGAACUAUUAAGGAGGAAGAUCAAGCAGGGAGUCUUUUGUACGGCGUGUGGGCGGGAAGAAACAAAUUAUCACAGAUUCUGGGGAUGCUAUCACUCUGCUAAGUUCUGGAAGGUAAUGCAGUCGGAAUUGGGGGUACCGGUGGCGAUCCCGCCGGAGUCAGCUAGCUCCCAGAGUGCAUUGUCGAAAUGGUUGAUGACAUGGUUCGCGGAGGCUACGGAUGAUGAGCGAGCGGUCAUGGUUCAGGGUGCAUACGCGCUCUGGCUCGCGAGGAAUAAUGCACGCGAUGGGCAGCGGAUCAAGGAGGCAGAGAUGAUAGCCAAAAGAGUCUUCCAUCUAAUGGGCGAGUGGCAAUCGAUACAUGGCCGGAAGAGCAAGCAGAACACGGCGGCGGUGAAGGAGAAAUGGAGGCCCCCGGAGGAGGGGUGGGUGAAGGUAAACAUUGACGGAACCACAUCGAAAGGAGGGGACAGUGGUGGGGCCGGGCUGGUUUUUCAAAACCAUGACGGUGCUUUCUUAGGAGGUUUUUGCCAUGUCCUUCCACUGGGAGGUGACCCCGCAAGGACCGAACUCCUAGCGUGCAGAAGGGCUGCACAGGUGGCUGAGGAGCUGAACAUCGCCAACUUACACAUCGAGAUGGAUUGCAAGGAGAUCGUAUGUAAGCUCCAAGGCACGCAAAAGGACUUCUCACCGCUUGGGCCUGUGGUGGAGGAGGUCAAGCGCCUGCUGGCCUCGAGGGAGAGCUGGAAGAUCGCGUGGGUUAGGCGGGAUGCUAAUAAAGCUGCCCACUUGUUAGCUAGGGAAGCUGUUUCAACUAAGUUAAGCAAGGUGUGGCUGCAUGUGCCCCCAGACUUUCUUUUGCAGACAAUUUCGGACGAAAUCCCUGUUUGGGAUGCUUAA
Aegilops tauschii subsp. strangulata is the source of this 3708-nucleotide messenger RNA. NCBI's taxonomy places the organism in Eukaryota, Viridiplantae, Streptophyta, Magnoliopsida, Poales, Poaceae. The record is from RefSeq and is a predicted model, not a curated record.